UUUCUUGUAUGGCGUCUCACACACUAUAUUUAGGCAUAACACAAUUUUCUUCGUUUUAAGACUAGUUCUUGCUUUCUCCAUAUUCUCUCAACAAACUCAAAAAUGUUGACUCACACCAUUUCUAAAUCCAUCUCUUUGGUAACCAUUCUGUUAGUUCUACAAGGUUUCUAUUACACAUCAGAGGCACAAAACUGCGGUUGUUCGUCAGAGCUAUGUUGUAGUCAGUUUGGAUUUUGUGGUAACACAUCAGACUAUUGCGGCGUAGGCUGUCAACAAGGGCCUUGUUUUGCUCCUCCUCCUGCAAAUGGUGUCUCUGUGGCUGAGAUUGUUACGCCAGAUUUCUUCAAUGGAAUCAUUAGUCAAGCCGAGUCUAGUUGCGCCGGCAAUGGAUUUUACAGUAGGGGAGCCUUUCUUGAGGCCUUAGAAUCCUAUUCUCGUUUCGGUAGAGUUGGAUCAACCGAUGACUCUAGGCGUGAGAUCGCAGCGUUCUUUGCUCAUGUCACGCAUGAAACAGGACAUUUCUGCUACAUAGAAGAGAUAGACGGAGCCUCAAAGGAUUAUUGCGAUGAGAACGCAACACAAUAUCCAUGCAAUCCUAACAAAGGCUAUUACGGUCGCGGACCUAUCCAACUCUCAUGGAAUUUCAACUACGGGCCAGCCGGGACAGCAAUUGGUUUCGACGGCCUCAAUGCACCAGAAACAGUAGCCACGGAUCCAGUCAUAUCCUUCAAGACAGCCUUGUGGUACUGGACCAAUAGGGUUCAACCUGUUCUAUCUCAAGGUUUUGGUGCAACAAUCCGUGCAAUUAACGGUGCUUUGGAAUGCGACGGGGCAAAUACAGCCACCGUUCAAGCUAGAGUUCGCUACUACACCGAUUACUGUCGUCAACUUGGCGUUGAUCCUGGAAACAACCUCACUUGCUAGCUAUCACUUGCUAACAAAAAAAAAAACAUCCCAUAUAUCUCUGUAUACAUCAUCAAAGCAAAAAGAAGACAAGCUUUAAGAUUGUAAUGGCCCAUUAGUAUUUUGUCCCUUAAUGUCGAAUACAAAACAGAGUAACUCUCUGUACAGAAUCCUAUGAAAGUAAGUAGUUUCAUUA
Molecule: messenger RNA, 1099 nt
Organism: Camelina sativa (false flax)
Lineage: Eukaryota; Viridiplantae; Streptophyta; Magnoliopsida; Brassicales; Brassicaceae
Gene: EP3
Product: homolog of carrot EP3-3 chitinase
Biological process (GO): cell wall macromolecule catabolic process; chitin catabolic process; carbohydrate metabolic process
Molecular function (GO): chitin binding; chitinase activity
Source: RefSeq, a predicted model, not a curated record